Messenger RNA from Cricetulus griseus (Chinese hamster), 1609 nucleotides. Lineage: Eukaryota; Metazoa; Chordata; Mammalia; Rodentia; Cricetidae. The record is from RefSeq and is a predicted model, not a curated record.
UCCCAGAUAUGGCCAGUACACCAUAAUCCAAGAAAACUCCACCAAAGUUACAGAGAGGCCUCCCUUUAAUCGAUCAAGUUCCCAGGAUUCUUUGGAUGACGUUUUGAUGGAAGACUAUUGGACGGAACUAGAAAACAUCAAGAGGUCUAAUGAAAAUCGCCAAGAAAGUCAAGAGGCCGUUGUUGUCAAAGAGCCUGAUGAGGGAGAGCUGGAAGAAGAGUGGCUCAAGGAGGCUGGCUUGUCCAAUCUCUUUGGAGAAUCUCCUGAUGACCCCCAAGAAAGCAUUGCGUUUUUAGCCACACUGACCCGGACUCAAGCGGCAGCCGUUCAGAAACGGGUAGAAACGGUCUCCCAGACCUUGAGGAAGAAAAACAAACAGCACCACAUUCCUGACGUCAGAGACAUAUUUGCUCAACAGAGAGAAGCACAAGAAAAAUCUCCAGGUGGCUCAGAAUCACCGUCAGCCAGAACGAAGGAAAACAAAUGCCAAGGAAAAGAUGACCAGGCAUCAAGUGGGGCUGUUGAUAACAAGGAGCUGAUCCCCCCACGGGUGCCUGAGGAUGCGCCUGCCUCUGAAACAGACAUCAAUCUGGAGGUGUCAUUUGCGGAGCAAGCUGUCAGUCAGAAAGAGCUCAGCAGGGAGAGGAUGCAGAAGAUCAGAGUCAAUGAUGCCUCAUUGCCUAGUUUCAGACUGCCAAAAGAUAAAACUGGUACUACAAGGAUUGGGGACUUGGCACCACAAGACAUGAAGAAAGUUUGUCAUCUAGCCCUGAUUGAACUCACUGCCUUGUAUGAUGUGUUGGGCGUGGAACUCAAACAACAGAAAGCUGUGAAAAUCAAAACAAAAGAUUCUGGUCUUUUUGGUGUUCCAUUAACCAUGUUGUUAGAACAAGAUCAAAGGAAAGCACCGGGAACUCGAAUACCCUUGAUCUUUCAAAAACUGAUUUCUCGAAUUGAAGAAGGCGGUCUAGAAACCGAAGGCCUCCUACGAAUACCAGGAGCUGCCAUGAGAAUCAAGAACCUUUGCCAAGAACUGGAAGCGAAGUUUUAUGAAGGAACUUUCAACUGGGAAAGUGUCAAACAGCAUGAUGCAGCCAGCCUGCUGAAGCUGUUUCUCAGGGAGCUGCCCCAGCCACUGCUGAGUGUGGAGUAUCUCAAAGCCUUCCAGGCGGUCCAGAAUCUUCCAACCAGAAAAGAACAAUUGCAGGCUUUGAACCUCCUUGUCAUCCUUCUACCUGAUGCAAACAGAGACACACUGAAGGCCUUGCUUGAAUUUCUCCAAAGAGUCAUUGACAAUAAAGAGAAGAAUAAAAUGACAGUUGUGAAUGUAGCAAUGGUCAUGGCCCCGAAUCUCUUCAUGUGCCAUACACUAGGUUUGAAGUCCAGUGAACAUCGAGAAUUUGAAAUGGCAGCGGGGACAGCAAAUGUCAUGCACUUAUUGAUUAAGUACCAGAAACUUCUAUGGACAAUUCCUAAGUUUAUUGUAAACCAAGUGAGGAAGCAAAACACUGAAAAUCAAAAAAAGGAAAGGAGAGCCAUGAAGAAAUUGCUGAAGAAAAUGGCUUAUGACCGAGAAAAACAUGAAAAGCAAGAGAAAACUACAAAUGAG